Molecule: messenger RNA, 2840 nt
Organism: Arabidopsis lyrata subsp. lyrata
Lineage: Eukaryota; Viridiplantae; Streptophyta; Magnoliopsida; Brassicales; Brassicaceae
Product: peptidyl-prolyl cis-trans isomerase CYP95
Exons: 14
Coding region: 105-2642 (845 amino acids)
Biological process (GO): protein peptidyl-prolyl isomerization
Molecular function (GO): peptidyl-prolyl cis-trans isomerase activity
Source: RefSeq, a predicted model, not a curated record
CGAUGCUCUUUAGAUUACUCCGAUUUGCACUCUCUUGCUGGAAUUUUGAUGUUCCUUUUCUCUAAUAUGUCAUAACUUCGGAUAGCUUGAGCCACACCAAAAACAUGGCAAAAAAGAAGAAUCCACAGGUUUUUAUGGAUGUAUCCAUUGAUGGAGACCCAGCUGAGACUAUGGUUUUUGAGCUUUUCCCUGAAGUCGCUCCCAAAACAUCAGAGAAUUUCCGUGCACUAUGCACAGGGGAGAAAGGCAUUGGACCCAGAAGUGGAAAACCUUUGCAUUACAAAGGAUCCUUUUUCCAUAGAAUACUGCAAGGUUCCUCAGCACAGGCUGGUGACUUUGUGAAUCGAGAUGGUACUGCUGGGGAAAGCAUAUAUGCCGGAAAAUUUCCAGAUGAGUCACCAAAACUAAGGCAUGAAGAGCCUGGUCUUUUAUCAAUGUCUGUUGCUGACCGUGACAAGUUCGGAUCACACUUUCAUAUUACCUUCAGGCCAAAUCAGCAGCUUGAUAGAAAUAAUGUUGUUUUCGGAAAGCUAAUUCAAGGGAAAGAGUUACUAAAAAAAAUUGAACGUGUGGGUGAUGAGGAAGGUAAACCUACUGUCAUCGUGAAGAUAAUCCGUUGUGGAGAAUACUCUGGAGAUAAGAAGAAAAGUGACAGUCGAAAAAAUGCAAAGCACAAGAAGUCUAUAAGAGAGAGAAGAAAGAAGAGGCGAAGACACUCUUCAUCUGAGUCUGAGAGCUCUUCAGAUUCUGAGGCAGAUUCCUCAGAAUCUGAUAGCGAGUCAGAUUCAGAUUUGUCUUCACCUUCCGACCUUAGUUCCCCGAGCCAUGAAAGGCAGAAGAAGAGAAAAAGAAGUUCAAAGAAAGACAAGCACAGGCGGUCUAAACGGAGAGAUAAGCGCCAUGAGCAAAAGCGGAGGAUGCAUGAUAAGAGAUCGAAACGCAAAUCAAGAAGGUCCCCAGACAGUCUUACAGGUGAAGACAGUAAUAGUGGAAGUGAAGCAAGUCUUAGUGAUGCCAAUGUUGAAAUUGGAGCAAAAAAGAGGAAACCCAGAGUCUCUCGUAGAACAGGUAAUUCUGCACCAGCGGUGGAAAAAGGAGCUGAACCACUUCACCAGGGCAAAAGGGAGGGACCAGAUUUGCUUGAAAACAGAGGGCUGAGAAGUAAUGGAAUUUCAGAUGCUGCGUCAGAACAGAUUUCUGAUAGGCAACCUGAUAUUGUUGAUGAUCAUCCUAGUAAAUCUAGGAGCCGGAGUUUGAGUCCUAAGAGGACAGUGAGUAAGAGUAUGAGUGUUAGUCCCCGGAGGAGUCAGAGUAAGAGCCCGAGUUCAAGUCCUAGACGGAAUGGAGGCAGAAGUCCUGCUAAAGGUAUCCGCCAAGUGAAGAACUUGACAAACAUUAGAAGAGAAAGCCCAGGGAGUGAGGAAAAGGGCAGGCAUGUUAGAAGGAGCCCAACCAAAAGUGUUAGUAGAAGUCCAGUGCGGAUGAAAAGGGAAAGAGAUAUUAGUAGAAGUCCAGUGCGGGAAAGAGAUAUUAGUAGAAGUCCUUCAAAGAGUUUAAGCAGAAGUCCAUUGAGGGGCCCCAAAAGGGUCAUCAGCAGAAGUCCAGUGAGAGGUAGGAUUGCCAGAAGCCCUAGCAGGAGUCCUGUAAGAUCUGCAUCUCGUGGAAGCCUUGGGAGGGGCCCACUAAGAAGAUCAUCAAGAAGGUCAUCUAGCAGAACUCCAGCUCGAUCUUCUAGAAGAAGCCUGAGCCGGAGUCCCAUUCGAUUAUCAAGAAGAAGCCCGAGCGGGAGUCCUAUUCGAUUAUCUAGAAGAAGCCUGAGCCGUAGUCCCAUUCAAUUAUCUAGAAGAAGCCUAAGCCGGAGUCCCAUUCGAUCACCUAGGAGAUCAUUGAGCAGGAGUCCAGUCCGAUUAUCUAGGAAGAGUGUGAGCAGGAGUCCGGUUCGUUCAUCCAGGAGAAGUAUCAGCAGGAGUCCAGUCCGAUCAUCUAGGAAGAGUGUGAGCAGGAGUCCUAUUCGAUUGUCCAGGAGAAGUAACAGCAGGAGUCCAGUUAGAGGAAGAAGAAGAAUUAGCAGAAGUCCAGUUCCGGCGAGGAGAAGGAGUGCACGGCCUAGAUCUCCUCCUUGUGAUCGUAUAAGAAGUUUGUCAAGAAGUGCUUCUCCUGAUGGGCGCAUAAGGAGAGGGAGAGGAUUUAGCCAGAGAUUCUCAUACGCCCGUAGAUACAGAACUAGUCGAUCUCCUUAUCGCUUUAGUGAUAGGGGCGACCGUGACAGAUUUCGAAGUCACAGAAGGUUCUCGCCAAGACGGUUUAGAAGCCCACUAAGAGGAAGAACACCUCCAAGGUAUAGAAGAAGAAGCCGCUCUGUAUCGCCUGGUCCCCGUUAUCGCAACAGGCGGUACAGCCGCAGCCGCAGCCCUAUCCGUAGCCGAUCUCCACCUUACAGAAAGAGAAGGUCGCCAUCUGCUAGCUACAGCCCGAGUCCAUCGAGAUCAAGAUCAAAAUCAUAUUCAAAAUCUCCCAUUGGGUCGGGGAAAGCAAGAUCAGUGUCAAGAUCACCAUCCAAGGCAAGGUCUCCAUCGAAGUCGGAUUCGACAUCCUCGGACAAUAGCUCAGGUGGGAAAAAGGGAUUAGUAGCGUAUGAUUAAUGAAUAAUGACCCUUAAGUUAAGUGUUUGUUAUUUUACUGAGAAGAGAUGGUAAAGAGAGUAAGUAGUUUACUUUUGUAAAACUUAUGCAUUGUCUUCUGCGUAUGUUUGAUGAUGCUCCAACAUUGUUAUAACUUUCUGUUGAUGUUUGCCGACAUUUUUUUUUGUUUCCAUUUGCCGACAAAUGUUAACUUCCAUA